AGCUAGAUAUAACACACAAAAUGCUUUGUGACAGGUUAGAGGUACGUAGGCGGUGGAGUCGAAAUGAAGGUUGAUUGUGGUUUUGUUUGUUGGGGUUGGCUUGGUGUUUUGAAGCACAUGGCAUUUUAGGUGCGACCGACCACGGAUAUUAGGUCUUCGUCAUGUAUAAAUCCUUUCUUUUAUAUGCAAGUACUGCAUACCGAACAAACACCUCUUCAACCGCAAAACCCACACUCUUUGAAGGGCAAACAGAGCAGCACUACUUUCUCAACGCACCUCCUCGCGACCCCGGCCACUCGAGACAUAUCCUCUGCUUGUGGCAAUCUUGACACCACACAACCAACAGCCAUGUGCGAGAAAGGCAUCCUCAUCUGGACCUGCGGCUGCACCCACCUCCAAGACCCCCGCUUCUGCCGAAAGGCUAUCUUCCGCAAGAAACCCUGCGAUGGCUACGGUUUCUCCUGGGCCUACCGCUCUCCAAUCCCCUGGCACACGCUCAAGAAAUGUCCCUCUUGCUUGCACGCCGAAGAAGUCCGCAAAGCACAACUUGCCAAUGAAGCUUUACUGGCCACUUCCUCGGCUUAUCCUACUUUGCAAUCAGUGGCCAAUGGAGAUGAUAGUAGGAGAGAAGGCAGAGGAAGACCGAGAUUUGAUCGUGUAGCGAGUGGGGGGGAGAUUUGCGUGCCGGAGGGGUGGAGGCCAGAGAUGAAUAGGCUGCCAGGGAAUGCGAACGAGUAUUCUGCAUGGUUAGGUGGGAGGUUUGACCCCCUUGUCAGACUUGAAGAUACACAUCAGCCUAGCUCAAGAGUUGCUAGACCACAAUCUUCACUGCCCGCCAGAGCUGCACGGGCACAAGAAAUACCAGCACAGCAAGUACAGCACAGAGUACGUUUGCAUGCGCCCCCGCAGUGUUGGAAUGGUCCUGUGGUGUUGGAGGAGAAUGCGUAUCCUUUUGUCGAGUUCAGGUGUGCUUCGGGGCAGAGACCGGGGCAGAGCAGGAGACCAUCUUAUACUGGGAGGGUGUUGGACAAAGGGUGGGCUCCUCCGUCGAGUGGGACUUUGCCGCCACAGAGGGAUGUGGAUACUGCGCCGCCUUCUCAGGUGCCAUCGCCGCAUUUGAAGGUCUCACCAUCACGAUUAAGGAUUACUCAAUCCAAGUGGUUUUGAUGGUAAGAGAGGAAGUUCAGAUCGGGGUUGGAGGAAGCGAGUGUUUGACUGAUGAUGUUAUGAUU
Messenger RNA from Aureobasidium subglaciale EXF-2481, 1232 nucleotides. RefSeq lists its product as uncharacterized. The coding region runs from base 184 to 1167 and encodes 327 amino acids. The transcript has 2 exons. NCBI's taxonomy places the organism in Eukaryota, Fungi, Ascomycota, Dothideomycetes, Dothideales, Saccotheciaceae. The record is from RefSeq and is a predicted model, not a curated record.